AUGGACAGUAAAUUAGAAUUUGUCUCUAAAGAGUUUGGGAAAGAAGUGCACCAGUUAGACUCAAUACAAACAUGGACAUUUAGCGAAACAUUAGGGGCUUUGAGUUUGGUUUUAAUUAUUUAUUUAGCAUUGGUAUUAAAGAUUUUACCUCGGUUUAUGAAGAAUCGACAGGCUUAUGAACUCAAUCGCUUACUGUCCAUAUACAAUGCAUUGCAAGUCGCUUCUUCGAUGUACAUAGUUUUGCUUUAUGCGAAAUACAUACUCCAGUAUGGUAUAAUUACUACAAGAUGUCCACGGGGAGACGAUUUGAGGUCGGUAAUAGUCGACAUUCUACCAUACUUCAUAGCGAAGCACAUAGACCUCCUCGAUACUGUCUUCUUCAUACUCCGCAAGAAACAGAACCAAGUCACCUUCCUUCAUGUCUACCAUCACAGCGCGAUGGUAGCCUGGACCUGGUUCCACUAUAUGUAUCACCCCUGCGACCACUUCGUAGUUGUGGGGCUGAUUAACAGCUUCGUCCACGUGAUAAUGUAUACAUACUAUGGCCUGGCUUCAUUAGGCCCGGAGUACUCGAAGUUUGUAUGGUGGAAGAAACACGUGACGAAAAUUCAACUGAUGCAAUUCGUCUUAGUGAUAUCAAACCUAUAUUACCAGCAAAAGUUAACUCCGUGCCCGAUUCCAGCUGCAUUCCACUAUUUCUGCCUCUUCAGCAUCGGCUCCUUCUUCAUUCUCUUCAUAAACUUCUAUCUGCGAAGUUAUGGGAACAAAAUUAAGAAGCGUGUCGAUAUCCCUGAAGUCCGACAUCCCGACACUAUAGACUCCAAAUAUAAUUAA
Molecule: messenger RNA, 834 nt
Organism: Zerene cesonia (dogface butterfly)
Lineage: Eukaryota; Metazoa; Arthropoda; Insecta; Lepidoptera; Pieridae
Product: elongation of very long chain fatty acids protein 4-like
Exons: 5
Coding region: 1-834 (277 amino acids)
Biological process (GO): sphingolipid biosynthetic process; fatty acid elongation, monounsaturated fatty acid; very long-chain fatty acid biosynthetic process
Cellular component (GO): endoplasmic reticulum membrane
Molecular function (GO): fatty acid elongase activity
Source: RefSeq, a predicted model, not a curated record